Bipolaris maydis ATCC 48331 is the source of this 285-nucleotide messenger RNA. The record is from RefSeq and is a predicted model, not a curated record. NCBI's taxonomy places the organism in Eukaryota, Fungi, Ascomycota, Dothideomycetes, Pleosporales, Pleosporaceae.
AUGAACGCAACUGAUACAUCAGAUGCAACUUGGACACUGAUCACAUAUCACCGUGGGCUGUCGAACCGAUCCCCUAACAUUGCAGUCUUUUUGGAGUCUCAUGGAACAAAAGCCUCGCAAUCUCAAAGCAAACAGAUUUGUGAAUCUGUCGACGUACAAAGAAUUCAUGUCACUGUCAGCGACCUCUGCUUGCAUAGCGCUGUAUGGAGCCCCUCAAGAAGACUGGAAAUCCUCUGUGUGAACAAUGAAGCGCUCAUGGUCGAUCACAAUACGGACAGCGAAUAG